AUCUCUGAACUGCUCUCAUUCACAGGCGUGUGUUCAUCUGUGUGUUCAUCUGUGUGGUCAUCUCAGAACUGCUCUCGACGGCCGUCUCUCCGCACGCUGCUCGUCUCUCUGUGGUGCCCGUGGGUCGGUCAGCGGCGGUCAGUGUGUGUGUGUGUGUGUGUGUGAGGCCUGAGCCCAUGAUGAGGGAGGAGAGCUCUGGGCGUGUGCGCUGGGUCCAGCCCGUGGUGCUGCUGGGUGCGUGUGUGCUCACGCUGAUCAACUCUGCGGCGCUGCUGCUGCUGCUGCCACGACUGGACCAUCUCUCCGCUCGACUGGACCAUCUCUCCGCUCGACUGGACCACACAGACGGCCGUCUGCUGGAGCUCCGGAGCGCCGCCGGGAUCAGCCCCUGGGACGGGACCCCCGGGGGGCAGCUCAGAGCCCUGCUGGGGCAGGAGGGGCAAGAGCAGCGCAGCCGGGGCAAAAGAAGCCACAGUGGUCAGCAGGGACACCAGCGGGCAGCCCAUCAGGACACCAUGAUGAUGGUCACCUACUCCAUGAUCCCGACGAAGGUCUUCUCCGAUCUGUGCAACAGCUCCAGAGGCAUUUGUUUGACAGGCCCACCUGGACUUCCUGGUCCUGCAGGGCGAGAUGGAGCGUCUGGAGUUCCCGGCCAGAAGGGCGACGCUGGAGAGCAGGGCAGGAGAGGGAGACGGGGCCCCUCUGGAGAGAGAGGAGAGAGGGGUGAGAAGGGCGAUAAGGGAGAGCCAGGGGCAGCCGGUUGGAAGGAUGAGUUCUCCAGCGAGGUUUUCUUACAGGGUCCCCCCGGCCCCAUUGGACCUCCAGGUUUGCCUGGUCCUCCUGGUCCUUCUGGACCACACGGAUCUCCGACCAACCAGACCAGCGCUGAGGAGGAGUUCUUGCUGUCCCCGUCUGGGGCGUUGCCUGUGCCCACUCCCUCAGAAGCUGGGUUACAGAGAGAGGCUAUCAGGAAGCUUCCUGAAGAAUUCCCCCGGAAGGAGACAGGAUCCUCUACAGUCUCCUCAGGACCUGGCACCUUUCUGGGACCUGGGAUUGCGACUUUUAAAGAUGCUACCGCUACGUCUGUUGGGACUGCAACCUCUAAAGAUGCUACUGCUAUAUCUGUUGGGACUGCGACCUCUAAAGAUGCUACCGCUAUAUCUGUUGGGACUGCGACCUCUAAAGAUGCUACAGCUACAUCUGUUGGGACUGCGACCUCUAAAGAUGCUACCGCUAUGUCUGAUGGGACUGCGACCUCUAAAGAUACUACAGCUACAUCUGUUGGGACUGCGACCUCUAAAGAUGCUACCACUACGUCUGCUGCGACCUCUAAAGAUGCUAGCUCUUUGUCUGUGGGGACUGUGACCUCUAAAGAUGCUAACGGUACUUCUGGUGGGACUGUGAUCUCUAAAGAUGUUAUCACAAUGUCUGCUGCGACCUCUAAAGAUGCUACCACUACGUCUGCUGGGACUACAACCUCUAAAGAUGCUAACGCUACGUCUGCUGAGGAGAAUCUGUCCAUUAGCUCAGUUAGUGCUGCAUCCAUGCCACUAUCCCAGGCAGUGACCCAAGAGACUCCGACUCAAACUCCAGACACACCUCUACAGAAAUCAGACCUGCUUACAACAGGCCCAAGAGCACAAACAGCAUCAGACACUCUUGAAGAAAUGACCACAGCACAGCCAGUCGGGCCUUCUUCCACCCCAUCAGAGGAGGCUUUCAUCAAGGUGCCCGAGCCCCCUGUGGACAGUUCAGACUUGGCGUCCUCCACAGCCGGCCCUGGAAAGGACUCUGGAACAAGACCAAGGUUCCAAACAACACAGCAAACUAAUGAGGCCUCUGCUGUGGACAUCUCAGGUUUUCAAGAAACAGUCAGAGAACAUCCAGUGGAAAUGCCUUCACAGGAAACAGUCAGUGAACAUCCAGUGGAAAUGCCUUCACAGGAAACAGUCAGAGAACAUCCAGUGGAAAUGCCUUCACAGGAAACAGUCAGAGAACAUCCAGUGGAAAUGCCUUCACAGGAAACAGUGUCUCCGACGGACGGCCCAGGAAAUGAUGUGACGAAGGCAGUUUUCCCGCCUUUACAGGAGGUCCCUUCAGCAUCACCAGCAGACCCUGUGAGUGGCCUGCUUCCUGGGAUGGUGGUGGAAUUUUUCCACAACAUGCUGGAGAACGCAGGCUGGUCUACAGACACCCGAGGAGAUGAAACAGUCAGAGAGGACGGCACUUCAGAGACACCAGUGGAUCCUGAUAAUCCUGGCAAUACCAUCCUGGAAACAGCUUUGGGAUCCAUGAAGGAGCAGAGAGGUUUAUCUACUACCUUCCCCCAAGACCAGACCCAGACAGAGAAGCCUUUGCUCUCCAGAGGCACCAAGAAGAGGCCUGAGAAGAAACAAGAGUGUGUGAUCAAAGUGAUCUCCUGCCAGCUGAACGUGACCACCACUCAGAACACCUACGGGAGUCUGCUGCUGGACGCAGCGCAGCGGGGGGACACACACCUGUGGGUGGCAGAACACUUCUCAGGCCGGAUGCUGGAGGAGUACCAGAGCAUGGAGCACUUCGGCAGGAGGGUCCAGCGCAGGGUUCUGGACCUCAGGAGGUUCUACCAGGGCUGUGGACACGUGGUCCACAACGGAUCCCUCUACUUUCACAUCGCCGGCACCUACAGGGUUGCCAGGUUUAAUCUGCGCACCGGGAGGUUACUGCCGUUGGCGGUGGAGGGCGCUCUCUUCCACGAGCUGUCGUAUCUCUUCCACAACUCCAAGACCUACUUCAAGUUUGCGGCGGACGAGUUGGGCCUGUGGCUGAUCUAUGCGUCCAGUGUUGAUGACAUCAUCAUGGUGAGCCGGAUUGAGCAGCAGUGGUUCUCCACGCUCGCUCCCAUCAACACGUCCUACUCAAGACACCUGGCAGGCAACGCCUUCGUGGCUCACGGAGUGCUCUAUGUGACGGACGCGGACGACAGCCGCAUCACCUUCGCGUUUGACCUGCUGGAGAGGAAGCCGAUUUCAGUGCAGCUGAUCCUCCGGCCACUAGGGGGCGUGUUGGCCAUGCUCUCCUACAGCCCCCGACACCAGAGUGUGUUCAUGUGGGACAACAGCACGGUGAAGACGUGCAGCGUCCGCUUCUCCUCCGACCAGUGUGUGGGGGCAUGGCCUCUCAGAGAACUCUCACCUUAGUGUGUGGGGGCAUGGCCUCUCAGAGAACUCUCACCUUAGUGUUUGGACGCUGUGUGUAUGUAUUACUGCUUUCAGUUCAGAUUACGUUUGUGAAAUUUAACCCGGCCUGUGUAUGCAAAGCCACCAAAGAUUGAACACUUGAGCUAUAUGUUGCAACAGCAAUCAACAAAAAAAUUAAAUAUAUUUUUUAAAUAAUGAUAUUUAUGUAUAUACUGUAUUUUACACAUGUUGUCAAAGACAUACUAUUGAUAACUAACUGUAGAAGACAAGUUUGUAGAGUUGUGAGUGCUAUAGAUUGUAGAGUUUGAUAAUGUAAUGAUAAUGUAAUGAUUUGAGCUUUGUGAACUUGGGGACUAAAUGCCUUUGGAAACUGCCACAAGGACUGCUUCAUGUUUCUGUGUGUUCAGUGACGACGUGACAGCACUCUACUCCAGCGGCUGGUCAAUGCAGAAUCAGUCCAGUAGUUAGGCAGCCUACAACAUACACACUCAACCCCUUAGUCCAGUAGUUAGGCAGCCUACAACAUACACACUCAACCCCUUAGUCCAGUAGUUAGGCAGCCUACAACAUACACACUCAACCCCUUAGUCCAGUAGUUAGGCAGCCUACAACAUACACACUCGACCCCUCAGUCCAGUAGUUAGGUAGCCUACAACAUACACACUCGACCCCUUAGUCCAGUAGUUAGGUAGCCUACAACAUACACACUCAACCCCAAGUCGGGGCAGAAAUCCUAACACGCUAGACUUUUGGUCAUAACGUUGUGGAAUGUCGCA
Molecule: messenger RNA, 3955 nt
Organism: Sardina pilchardus (European sardine)
Lineage: Eukaryota; Metazoa; Chordata; Actinopteri; Clupeiformes; Clupeidae
Product: gliomedin-like
Exons: 21
Coding region: 177-3179 (1000 amino acids)
Biological process (GO): signal transduction
Cellular component (GO): cell surface
Source: RefSeq, a predicted model, not a curated record